This is a messenger RNA of Drosophila novamexicana, 1209 nucleotides long. RefSeq lists its product as uncharacterized. The transcript has 2 exons. The record is from RefSeq and is a predicted model, not a curated record. Lineage: Eukaryota; Metazoa; Arthropoda; Insecta; Diptera; Drosophilidae. Bases 1 to 1209 code for a protein of 402 amino acids.
AUGCCCGAGGAGACCAUAUACUCGCCGUUUAGCUCCGAAAUACCGCUCGCGUUCAUCUACAAUGAUACCAAACAGGGUACGGCCCUCUAUUGUGGACCCUAUCUGAGGUCCAUUGAAAGUUUUGCGCAGAAAUAUCACUAUCAACUGCAGCUGGAGCAUGUGGAGAAUUUGCCAAAGAAGUCGCUGAUGCUGCAGCAGAUAGCCGAGGGUCAUUACAAUAUGUCCGUGCACGGUGUAAGCAUCCGAUCCAUGUCCGAGGACCCCUUGUCCAAUAUAACGCAGUACAGUUAUCCCAUCGAGGUGAUGAAGUUCUGCGUGAUGGUGCCGCUGGCACCGGAGCUGCCCAAAUGGAUGUACAUGGUCUGGCCGCUGGGUCGCUAUGUCUGGACGUCAAUCUUCUUGUCCAUAUUCUAUGUGGCCCUGCUGCUGCGCUACAUCCAUCGACGGGAGACCGCCACGCGCUCCUAUACGCGGAAUCUGCUGCAUGCCCUGGCCAUACUCAUGUACAGCCCGAACAUGAAUAUGCAGGUGCAGCUUAGUCAGCAUCCAGUGCGUAUGCUGAUCUUCUACAUGCUGCUCUACUUGCAGGGCUUUAUAUUGUCCAAUUACCAUAUCAGUCACAUGACCUCCUUCGACAUGAAGCCGGUUUUCGUGAGGCCCAUUAAUACGUGGUCGGAUUUAAUCGAGUCUCGGGUGCGCAUCAUUAUACCGGAUACGCUGCUGGAGGAGCUGCGCGUUUUACCCGACUAUCAGCAACUGCUGGUCAGACCGCCGCGCAAGUACGCCUAUGUGGUUACACAGGAUGCGUGGGAGUUUUUGGAUCGCCAGCAGCGCGUCUUGAUCCAGCCAUACUUUCACAUGUCCCAGGUCUGCUUUGGUGGGCUCUUCAAUGCGUUUCCGAUACAAAAGAAUGCACAAUUCGCCGACCGCUUGGAUCGCUUCCUUAUGCAUGUGCAGCAGGCGGGCCUGUGGGAUUACUGGGAGGAGAUGGCCUUUAUAUAUGCGGUACGUGCGCGUUUUGCUCAGGUCUUUCUGGACACCUAUCCCGUGGAGCCGCUGAACUUGGAGUUCUUCAUCACCGCCUGGAUUGUUCUCAUCUGUGGCCUGCCCAUAAGCGCUGUCGUUUAUUGCCUGGAACAUUUGUGGAUCCGCUGGAGAACAAUGCGCAUAAACUACAGAAUCUAUCACGAUAAAGAGUUUGAAAUUUAA